Molecule: messenger RNA, 753 nt
Organism: Coffea eugenioides
Lineage: Eukaryota; Viridiplantae; Streptophyta; Magnoliopsida; Gentianales; Rubiaceae
Product: L-ascorbate peroxidase, cytosolic
Exons: 8
Coding region: 1-753 (250 amino acids)
Biological process (GO): hydrogen peroxide catabolic process; response to reactive oxygen species; cellular response to oxidative stress
Molecular function (GO): peroxidase activity; heme binding
Source: RefSeq, a predicted model, not a curated record
AUGGGAAAAUCGUAUCCGAAAGUAAGCCAGGAGUACGAGAAGGCAGUGGAGAAAUGCAAGAGGAAGCUCAGAGGCUUCAUUGCUGAGAAGCAUUGUGCUCCUUUGAUCCUCCGACUAGCAUGGCAUUCCGCAGGGACCUAUGAUGUGGAUACGAAAACUGGAGGGCCCUUCGGGACUAUCAAGCACCCGGCCGAGCUUUCUCAUGAUGCUAAUAAUGGCCUUGAUAUUGCUGUCCGACUUUUGGAGCCAAUCAAGGAACAAUUUCCACUCCUCACCUAUGCUGAUCUAUCAGGUAAAACUCUCUUUUCAUUGGCUGGAAUUGUUGCCGUUGAGGUCACUGGAGGCCCUGAGAUUCCUUUUCAUCCCGGCAGACCUGACAAAGAUGAACCUCCUCCUGAAGGACGUUUGCCAGAUGCAACUAAAGGUACUGACCAUCUGAGGGAAGUUUUUGGACACAUGGGGCUCGGCGACAAGGAAAUAGUUGCUCUUUCUGGUGGUCAUACUUUGGGAAGGUGUCGCAAGGAACGUUCUGGAUUUGAGGGACCUUGGACCAGUAAUCCUCUAAUCUUUGAUAACUCCUACUUCAAAGAACUGCUGCGUGGAGAGAAAGAAGAUCUUAUCCGGCUUCCAUCUGACAAAGCACUUUUGGAAGAUCCAGCGUUACGUCCAUUAGUUGAGAAAUAUGCUGCGGACGAGGAUGCCUUCUUUGCAGACUAUGCUGAAGCUCAUUUGAAGCUCUCGGAACUUGGGUAA